Messenger RNA from Pezoporus occidentalis (night parrot), 1122 nucleotides. Its product is annotated as potassium-transporting ATPase alpha chain 1-like. Lineage: Eukaryota; Metazoa; Chordata; Aves; Psittaciformes; Psittacidae. The annotation marks the transcript as partial. Gene Ontology annotation, biological process: proton transmembrane transport; sodium ion export across plasma membrane; intracellular potassium ion homeostasis. Gene Ontology annotation, cellular component: plasma membrane. The transcript is spliced from 8 exons. The record is from RefSeq and is a predicted model, not a curated record. Gene Ontology annotation, molecular function: ATP binding; ATP hydrolysis activity; P-type sodium:potassium-exchanging transporter activity.
GUGAUCAUGGUGACCGGGGACCACCCCAUCACGGCCAAGGCCAUCGCGGCCGCUGUGGGCAUCAUCUCCGAGGGCAGCGAGACCCCCGAGGAGGUGGCGGCGAGGCUGAGGGUGCCCUUGGAGCACGUGGACCCCAGGCAAGCCCGGGCUCGGGUGGUGACGGGGGCCGAGCUGGCGGCCAUGACACCGGAAGCCCUCGAGGGUCUCCUCCGGACCCACCCCGAGAUGGUUUUUGCCCGCACGUCCCCACAGCAGAAGCUGGUGAUAGUGGAGAGCUGCCAGAGGCUGGGCGCCAUCGUGGCGGUGACGGGCGACGGCGUCAACGAUUCGCCGGCGUUGAAGAAGGCCGACAUCGGCGUGGCCAUGGGCAUCGCCGGCUCCGACGCCGCCAAGAACGCCGCCGACAUGAUCCUAUUGGACGACAACUUCGCCUCCAUCGUCACCGGCGUCGAGCAGGGCCGCCUGAUCUUCGACAACCUCAAGAAGUCCAUUGCCUACACCUUGACCAAGAACAUCCCCGAGCUGACCCCUUACCUCAUCUACAUCACGGCCAGCGUCCCCCUGCCCCUCGGCUGCAUCACCAUCCUCUUCAUCGAGCUCUGCACCGACAUCUUCCCCUCCGUGUCCUUGGCCUAUGAGAGGGCCGAGAGCGACAUCAUGCACCUGAGGCCCCGCAACCCCCGGCGCGACCGAUUGGUCAACGAGCCCCUGGCCGCCUACUCCUACUUCCAGAUAGGCGCCAUCCAAUCCUUGGCGGGUUUCACGGAUUACUUCGUGGCCAUGGCGCAGGAGGGGUGGGCGCCGCUGCUCUGCCUCGGCCUCCGCCCGCGCUGGGAGGAUCCCCGCGACCAGGAGCUGCAGGACAGCUACGGCCAGCAAUGGACGUUCGAGCAGCGCCGGUACCAGCAGUACACGUGCUACACCGUGUUCUUCAUCAGCAUCGAGAUGUGUCAGAUCGCCGACGUGCUCAUCCGCAAGACCCGCCGCCUCUCGCUCUUCCAACAGGGGCUCUUCCGGAACCGCAUCCUGGUGCUGGCCAUCGUGUUCCAGGUUUCCAUUGGCUGCUUCCUGUGCUACUGCCCCGGGAUGCCCAACGUCUUCAACUUCAUGCCCAUCCGGUGA